AUGCCCAACGAAGGCCGUGAUCCCGCCGGCCAGGAGCCGAGCAACUCGGUCUCGCGCGCGCGGGACUAUUUCUCCAUCCCUGCUCCGAUCAAACGCAUCUUCGACCAAUUUCCUCUCGUCACACUCCCUCCUAAUGACCUUCCUCAGCGCACGGGGACAUCUCGCCGCGGAAACAGCCUCUUUGUUUUCACAGACGCAGCAGGAGCCCGCCGGGGUCGACCGUCGUUCAACCCGCAAUGUCUCAAGUGGCAGGCCUACUUGAAAUUUGUCGGGAUCGACUUCGACAUCGUUACAUCGAACAACCACGCGUCGCCUACCGGUGCCCUUCCUUUCCUUCUCCCCGCUCAGUCGCUGCAAGCCAAUGCCCCGAUACCUUCCAACAAACUACAAAAAUGGGCCAUUGAGCAAGUACACUGUGAGGAGGAACAGCAGCUCGACGUGCGCUUUGAGGUCUAUGCAUCGCUGCUAGACCACCGGAUACGGAAUGCUUGGCUGUACUCCCUCUAUUUGGAUGAAGCAAACUUCGAGGCCGUGGCAAAGCGACUCUACGUGAAACCCGCGACGACCAAUUCGCUGGUCCGGGCCACUCUUUCUUUACAACUCCAACAGGCCGCUCGGGAAGAAAUCCUCAAGUCGUCGCAGUAUAUCGAUGUCAGUGCGCUGGAGGCGGAGGCGGCCGAUGCAUUUGAGGCCCUCUCAACGCUUCUCGGGGACCAGCUCCACUUCUUCGGUCGAUCGAACCCAGGAUUGUUCGAUGCCAGUGUGUUCGCAUACACACACCUAAUCCUAGACGAGGGAAUGGGGUGGAAACGCAAUCGACUGGGGCAGCUAUUGCAGCAGCAUGAAAAUCUUGUACAACACCGUGAACGCCUACUCAAAUUCUUCUAA
Molecule: messenger RNA, 888 nt
Organism: Aspergillus steynii IBT 23096
Lineage: Eukaryota; Fungi; Ascomycota; Eurotiomycetes; Eurotiales; Aspergillaceae
Product: putative mitochondrial outer membrane protein (Sam35)
Exons: 3
Coding region: 1-888 (295 amino acids)
Biological process (GO): mitochondrion organization
Cellular component (GO): SAM complex
Source: RefSeq, a predicted model, not a curated record